AUGGAGAAAUGGAAUCCACAAGUGCUUAACGAUCAUUUGGCAAAUUUCAGUUACAUCGGAGAGUACUCACUUUGUGAUAGUGACUGGAUUGUAUACAAGAAAUUUGCUUCAGUCACAAUAAAUCCUAUCAAAUAUCCGCAUUUUCAUCGCUGGUUGAAUCAUCUAAAAAUUCUGAAAACCUUUCUGUCUGACAUUCCUGAAUCGUCAUCACUGAACGCUAUUUGUGAAACCAGAAUGUCACCUUCGGGUAUCGAAGAAACGGGUGAUGCUAGUUUACCCCAAAAUUUGCUCUAUCAUCUUGAAAAGCAUCAGCAUUUCGAGACUUUCGAAUACGCCACAGCUGCUAAAGAAGAUCAUCAGAAAGUAGUGGGUGCUGUGAAAAGUUUAGAAGCAGUUGAAGGGUUAGUGGAAACAGAAGAACGAAUUUCAAAAACCUUCGAAUUGACAGAUGAAGGAAAUGAAAUGGUUGAAAAUGGUUCCCAUGAAGCAAAAAUUUUCCUGUUUGUUGGACCUAGUGGUAUUGAUCAGGCGGAAUUAAUGAAGCUACCGUAUGGCAAAGUUGGAAUAAGUAAAGCAAUAGCUUCUGGAUGGGUUGCAAUUGAUAAGACAGGUGGGACAGUACGGCUUGUACGAAAAGUCGAUACGAUCAAUGAUAAAGUGCAGAGUCAACUAAAGCUGAUUUUGGAAGGGAAUGUGCAGAAACUUGAUGUGAAAACUCUGAAUGAAUUGAAGAAAAGGAAAUUGGUGACAGAAAUUAAUAUCAAAAGUUAUUUGGUCAAAAAAGGUUCAGCGUUUUCAACUGUUUUAUGUAAACCCGAAGUUGACCUCACGGCAGAUAUGAUUAACAGCAAUUCAUGGAGAAAGAAGAUAUUUAAAAAGUAUAACUUUGACGCCUUAGGCAUGAUGCCAACCGGUGGCCAUUUGCAUCCCCUUAUGAAAGUGAGGAAUGAAUUUCGACAAAUUUUUUUCCAAAUGGGGUUCGUUGAAAUGCCUACUAACAGAUAUGUGGAAUCUUCUUUCUGGAAUUUCGAUGCUCUGUUUCAACCACAGCAACAUCCAGCACGUGACGCUCAUGACACCUUUUUUUUGUCAGACCCAGAAAAAAGUUUCAGUUUUCCUGAAGAUUAUUUACAACGAGUUAAAAAUGUUCAUACCGAAGGUGGAUACGGUUCGAAGGGUUAUAACUAUGAUUGGAAGUUGGAAGAAGCUCAAAAAAAUGUCCUACGGACACACACAACUGCAGUUAGCGCUCAUCAGUUAUAUAAGCUUGCUAAAAAGGGAUUCAAACCUACAAAAAUGUUCAGUAUCGAUCGGGUUUUCCGAAAUGAAACACUGGAUGCAACACAUCUGGCUGAAUUCCAUCAGGUCGAAGGUGUUAUUGCGGAAAGAAAUUUAUCACUUGCUCAUGUUAUGGGCCUUUUCACUGAAUUUUUCCGGAAAUGUGGUAUUACAAAUCUUCGCUUCAAACCUACUUAUAAUCCUUAUACGGAACCAUCGAUGGAAAUAUUUGCCUUUCACGACGGUUUAGGAAAAUGGGUGGAAAUUGGCAAUUCAGGCAUGUUCCGUCCUGAAAUGUUGUUGCCUAUGGGAUUACCAGCUGAUGUGAAUGUUGCUGGCUAUGGAUUGUCCCUAGAAAGGCCAACAAUGAUUCGCUAUGGUAUUGAUAAUAUAAGGGAUCUGUUUGGUCCAAAAGUUGAUUUACGAAUGAUUUAUGAGAAUCCGAUAUGUUGUCUUGACAAAAAUUGA
This is a messenger RNA of Brugia malayi, 1746 nucleotides long. It is a transcript of the gene Bma-fars-1, whose product is annotated as phenylalanyl (f) trna synthetase protein 1, isoform b, putative. The transcript has 13 exons. The record is from RefSeq and is a predicted model, not a curated record. Lineage: Eukaryota; Metazoa; Nematoda; Chromadorea; Rhabditida; Onchocercidae. The coding region runs from base 1 to 1746 and encodes 581 amino acids. Gene Ontology annotation, biological process: phenylalanyl-tRNA aminoacylation. Gene Ontology annotation, cellular component: phenylalanine-tRNA ligase complex; cytosol; cytoplasm. Gene Ontology annotation, molecular function: phenylalanine-tRNA ligase activity; ATP binding; tRNA binding.